AUUUACUUGGUUGUGGUGUGUGCGACUUUUUGGAUGUCGUUUACUUUUCGGCGUUUUGUAUGAUUACAUUUCGGGACGAUUCUCGGAUCUUUCACAAGAUAUAGGUAUGAAAACUGAGUUGGAACUUAUUAAUUCUGGGAUCGAUACUAUUAACAAUCUUAAUUUGUCUCCAAAUAUAACUGUGUUAAAUUUGCACCACAAUCGCAUUUCAGAGAUAAAUGGACUCACGAAAGCGAUAUCGUUGCGUUAUUUAGAUUUAUCUUCUAAUUAUAUUACUAAGAUCUGUGGACUCGAUAAUUUGCAGCAUCUUCGAAUUUUGAACUUGUCGUCGAAUAAGAUUCGGUCCAUUGAUUCAUUAGAGAACUUAAAUUGUUUAGUCCGUUUAGAUGUCUCUUUCAAUGAAAUAACUAGCCUAGUUGGUUUGAAAAAACUAUUUGGUCCCGGUUAUAGUUUGACUGCUGUUAUAUUACAAGGAAAUCAAAUCCGGUCCAAGUCACAUAUCUUGGAGUGCUUAAAAAAUUUAGUUAAUUUGCGCCAAUUAGUUUUGCUCAAUCCACAAACAGGAGAUAGUAAUCCUGUUUGUAGCGAACCAGAUUAUCGUCUAGAUUUACUUCAGGGUCUUCCUCAAUUGGAAAUAUUAGAUCACGUUGACAGAAUGGGCCGUUCCACUCAAAUUAAUGUUUUAGCUGAUUUGCCAGAAUUAAGUGGAUUUCUUGACAUGAUUUCUACUUCUAGUUUGUCAGGAUCUGAUCAUUUUGAUGAUGAAAAAGACAAGAAACUGAACUAUAAUAAUGAUCAAAUAAAUUUGUCAGAAAAUUCUCCUAAUAAAGAGGUUAAUAAUAUGCAUUCAACAACCUGUGAACAUGGUGAACAACAUAUUUCUACAUUAUCAUCAACAACUGAACGUCGAUUAUUAAAUUUAGAAAGUCAAUUAAAUUCAUUAAUUACAUCCCAUUUAAUGAAAAUUUAUCAAACUGAACAUAUUCAUUCAAUACAUCCCAAUAAUGUACUUCAUUCAUCAAUUCAAGAAAAUAAUCUAAAAAAUUGUAAUAAUGUAUUACAUGGGAAUAAUGAAAUCAACUCCUCUAAAGUGAAGAAUACACUUGAAAGUGUAUGCAAUGACUUAUGUCAACAUAUUCCAGAAAAAGAAAUGCUUGAUGGAGAAGUUCAAACUGAAGCAAACUUACAAUCGAAUAAUUUAACGGUACAAUCGACUAUUGAUCCAGAUAAAUCAUCAUCGCAACCUAUUCAACAGUUAAGUGCAAAAAGUCUUCAAAAUUCAAAUUUGAACACAUUUCAACGUCAUAAUCAUUCAUCAACUAUGAAGAAACAAUCAGUUGUAGAGAAAAAUCCAUCAAGUAUAUCAACAAAAUCGAAAUCAAUUUCUGGUAGAUUAUCUCAAAAAACUUUAACGGAAAAGAAAACUCAUUUCAGUAAACACGAAAAUUCUAAAAGAUCCAAUUCCACCGGGUUGAUGAAUUUCAACAAUGAAUCCACUGACCAAAAACACAUACAAGAUGGUCCUGUAACUAUGAAGAUUUCUCCUACUUCAAAUAUACAAUCAUAUCAUCAUGGAAACGAAGCGAAAACAUUGAAUAAAAUACUUUAUGAAUUCGAUCAAGAAAAAUCACGAAGAAAACAAUCGGAACAAUUAUGUCAAGAUUUAGUUAGUCGAAUACGUGAAUUAGAAUUAUCAGCGAUGGAUCAGCAUGAAGCUUUGAAAGUCACAGAAGAAUUGAAACAGGCAUUUACUACAGAACAUCAAGAAAAAUUAUUAGUACAAUCUCAAUUAAAGAUAAUCGAACAAAAAUUUAAUGAUAUGUGUCAAAUUGUUGAUCAUCUACGAGUAAAAGAAGAUGAAGUUAAAGAUCGAUAUGAACGAGAGAUUGAAAAUUUAAACAAACUCAUAAAUGAAAUACGCGCAGAUAAUAAAAAUGCAAUGAUAAGAGCGGAAAAUGCUAAACAGAAAUUAGACAAAACCAAAACAUUAUUACGUAAUCGUGAAGCAGAUUAUGAAAAAGAAUUAAAUAAUCGUUAUAAAUUGGAUAGUCCAGAAUUAUCUAAGUUUAUAUCAGCAAAAAUUGAUCUGGAACGAGCACAUUACCAAAAAGAUAUUGAUUUGCUUCAAGAAAAAUUAAUCGACAGUACUAAACGUUACACAGCUCUUGAAGAUGAAUUCAGAAUGGCACUGAGAAUUGAAGCAGAACGAUAUGAAACAUUACUUAAAACAUCAGAUUUAUGUAAAAAUGAAUUGAACAAUACCCAAUUACAAUUAAAAGAAAUGAUAGAACGUGAAGAAUCUGCACGUUGUUUAAUUCAAGAGUUAAAUUCGGUAGUUAAGGAACAAAAAUCUAAGCAUACAAGUGAACAAAAAGCUCAUCUUCUAUUACAACACAAUUUAAAAGAACGUAUUGCAACUUUGGAAAUGCAUUUAGAAGAAGCACAAACACGAAUUAGAAAUCAUGAAAAUUUACGAAAGGAAUUGAAACAACAAAAAGCCGAAAUGACAGCUCAAGAAUCAAUUAUAGCUGGAUUAAAAGCUGAAAGACGUAAUUGGAGUGAAGAAUUGGCUAAGCAAGGAUCAGCUUUAGCUCAAGAUCGUGGACGAUUAGAAGCUAAAAUUGAAGCUCAAGAAUUAGAAAUAGCCAGUCUUAAAAAAUCUCUUGAAAAUGAAAAUGACUCCGUUAAAAUCAAGAGUAAAGUAAUUGAUGACCAAACAGAGACAAUAUUGAACUUAAAAAAGUGUAUUCAAGAGAAUCAAAUUGAAAUAAAACGAUUACAAAAUGAAGGUAUACAAAAUCGUCAUCAUUUAGAGAGUCAAUUAAAACAGAAAAUUCAAGUAAAUACAGAAUUGGAUGAUGAAAUAAAACGUCUUAAUAAACGUAAAGAAGAUUUGAAAGUGUUGGUCGGUGAUUUACAAUCAAAAAUAGAUGAAUUACAAGAGCAAAAUGAAUCUAUGUCACAGCGUUGGCGCGACCGUGCAAGUUUAAUCGAUAAAUUAGAAAAACAAGUAGAACAAAUGCGUCAUAACUGGGAUGAAGAACAAAAAGUUCUUAUUGAUGAACGAGAUACAGCACGAAAAGAAAUCAAGUGAGUUUACUUUACAUAUUUUGACUGGAUUCUAGUUGGAAUCAUGUAUUUUAUCAUGUAAAAUACACUGCAUCCCCAAAGCGAACCUACAUGUACAUACAGAACUGAUUGAGACCAGAAAGUAUACGGGAAUCGGCUAUGAAAUUCGUCACUAUGACCCUCUUGCCAGUGUUAAGAACAUCGUCACAGAAGAGCACCAGGAAAGUAUUUUGGCAUGAAAUUUAAUCUAGAUUCUUUUCUUUUUCAUCUUCGUUUUUUCGCCAGCAAAAUAUACACCGGACGCUUACUUAUUUGAUAAAUAUGUUAGUUUGCCUAUUAUUUUAAACAAUCUAUUCGCAUCAAUGUACACAUGUCAUUUUACUCAUGUUUUUUUACAAGCACAUUACAUGCACAAAUGCAAGCUAUGGACGAGAGAUUUCGUCAACAACUAUCAUCUACUGAAGAAAUGAACGAUUUGGCAAUCAAUCGUGUGAAGAACGAAGCAGAACAAUUACGUAUAGCUUGUGAAACACGUGUAGCUGAAGUGGAAUCAGAAAUGCGUGCAAUUCUUCUAGAAGCAGAAAAUUCAAGAAAAGCUACACAAGAAAGACUUAGAUGUAUAUCAGCAGCGUUAUGUGCUCCAAUCUCACCACAACAAAAUUCAUUGCAUUAACACUUAACUAGUGAUUGUUCAAAUACUGAUGGAAAAAACAUUGCAAACAGAUUCACAAAACAUUAUAUGAAUCUCUGGCUUGAAAAAACGCUGGACUAACUGGAAUCAGUUUGUUGAAACAGUACUUAAAAAUCCCUUUUUGGAUUGAUUCAUCUCUAUGAUCUGGUUGUGCGAUUUGUUUUCUGCUAUUUUUUAACAACACUAUUUGUCUCAUAUGUAAAUAACUGGAGGAUAACUAAAAGUGUAUAUAAAUAUCCAGUUGAUUAAUUAUAGACUUUGAUGGGUCGGAGA
Schistosoma spindalis is the source of this 4033-nucleotide messenger RNA. The record is from the annotation of a GenBank genome assembly. NCBI's taxonomy places the organism in Eukaryota, Metazoa, Platyhelminthes, Trematoda, Strigeidida, Schistosomatidae.